ACUGUACCUACCUACCUAAAAAAUAAAUAAACGAGAAACAAUCAAAUGUUACGUAUGUGUAUAAUUUGUAAAUGUUCUGGUGUGUCAGUGGGUGAAUUUUUUCAAAAUGGUUGUUACUAAAUUGGGAACAAUAAAUCGACCGACAGUCAGAAAGCCGCAUUUUCAACCCUCUUCAACAAGACUAGUCACGUCUCGCAUCGCAGAACUUCCCUCAUUACGUUAUGGUACUAUUGGUUCCAGCAAAGAGGUGUUAGGACCUCUGAGGGUGCAAGACACAUGUAAUUUUGAAGACAAGAAGAAGUCUCAAUCGUCGCGAAAAAUAAAUACUGCAUCAUCAGGUAAACCACGUGGACAUUUUCGAGAGCCGCAUUUUCAACCCUCUUCAACAAGACUAGUCACGUCUCGCAUCGCAGAACUUCCCUCAUUACGUUAUGGUACUAUUGGUUCCAGCAAAGAGGUGUUAGGACCUCUGAGGGUGCAAGACACAUGUAAUUUUGAAGACAAGAAGAAGUCUCAAUCGUCGCGAAAAAUAAAUACUGCAUCAUCAGGUAAACCACCACGCAGCGUCCGCUUCAUCCUGCCACCGUCGUCGACGUCGUCAUCGUCGUCGGCAGACAGUUGUGUCUCAAUUGGAAAAGGCGACGCUCGCGACGCCGGGGACGCCACUGUAGUUCGAAACGACAGAAGGCAAACUUCCACCGACGACGCGCCGCGUUUCAAACGCAACAGAUGCUCGUGCAACUUUGAGUUGUGUGGAAGUAGACGACGCUCGCUUUGCAUCAAUUGUUGCAACAGUGCCGCGGAUAAAUCUUCACCGAAACCACGAACGUUCGAUGAAUUGGUGUCUUGUUACAAACCAGCCGAUACCAAGUGGCUUUUGAAAGAGCGCAACAGCGAAGAAUUCCCGAAACUCAAUUGGGACUCACCUGUGGUGUAUUCGCGACCUCCUCGAACACGUGUUACUCCAAUUCCGGUCAAAAGAUCCAACUUUUUUAAUACCGGCAGCAGUGGCGUUAAAAGCGCAUCAUUAACAACUGUUCCGGAGUGUAAAGGACUCGCUGCAAGGACUAGCAAUUUUAAUAGUUGUUCGAAAUCAAAAAAUUCAUCCACUUCUUGCCUUAGUAAUUCAAUUUGCGGAUCGCGGAAUUAUACUCGUUUUCCGAGCGAUAUUCCUGUAAAUAGAAGUUGUCAGGGUGAUACAAGGACUACUAAAAGGACUAAAAGCGGCCUAGAGGUUGUUAAUACAGAAAGCAGAUAUAUUACGAAACUCAGUGCUCCCGUUCUUGUGUCUGUAUCACCAGCCGAUGGUAGGAGGGUGCACCCUACAGGGUUUUAUAUAAGGGGAACGCUGUCACCAACCACGAGCGCGGGGGCGCCCGUGGCUGCGCCCCCGCCAGGGGGUCAAGCUUUACUACAAGCUGCCCGUGAUGGAGACGACGAUGCUCUACACGACAUCCUCAAAAGGGCGGCUAUGGUAGGCAUACCGCCAGCUGAAUUAAAUGCACCCGAUAAUAGCGGAAGGACUGCUCUGAGUUAUAUCGUCUCCAAUGGUCCAGUGGAUUUAUUGCAACAAAUCCUUCAAUUGCCCGGAUUGAAUCCCAAUCAGCCAGACAACGAGGGUAAUACGCCAUUACAUUUCGCUGCGCAAGCUGGUCAAACGGAAUGUAUGAACGUCCUACUUACCCGAUGUAAAAAGGUAAUUGAGAUCGAUGCAAGAAACAAUUUAGGUUUCACACCUUUAAUGAAAGCCGCUCUGCAAGGACGAAGUAGAUGUGCCAAGUUACUUUUACUUUCAGGUGCAAAUCCAACGCUAAGAGACCACGGCAGAGGCUUUAGAGCCGACCAAUGGGCCAGGUUUUGUGGAAGAUACCUUUGUGCAGAUGUUAUAGAAAAACAUGCAAGGCAAAGACUGCUCGAGAAAUCUACGUCUUACGGGAACUGGGGUGGAGAAAAUGAAACUGGACCUACACUGGUUUUAACGAAACCAGUUCAAACACCAACACCUCAACAACAUGGCUUGAGACAUAAGCUCCGAAAAGUGUUUAGAACGUCUUCCAAUACUUCGGUUACGAGCCAAAGGCUGAUAACGCAGUUGACGUCAGCAGCCCUCUGUGCAAGCACGCCAGUUCUACCAACAGCCCCUAAAAUUCCCCCAGUCGUAAAAUCUCUGAUAAGACCACUUACAGUUCCUCAACUUCAGAUUACUUUAGUUAGUAAUAAUAACGAUGAAUAUACCGAUAGUAAUAAUAAAGACUCGGAUGAUGCUGAAGUGACCAAAAACAAUUUUGACGAUAAAGUGAGAUUGGAAAUGAUCGAAGAGGCGAGUGCAAUGAGCAAGUAUUAAAUAAAUAAAUUAUUAAAUUAUAUUAUGUAAAUUAAGUCAGUGAUCAUCUUGUAUUAGUGGUGCUUUCGAAAAGAUUUCAUGUGAUAAACUUGUAUUUAGGAAACUUUCGGGCGGCCUCUCUUUUAUACACCGAAUGACCAUUAGGUACUUAAUUGUUUGUCUUAUUAAUAAUUUACGGUAAGUAACUUAUUUUUUAAUUUUUAAACAAACUAUUCUAGUGUAAGAUACUAUAUCUAUGCAGUGGUGCUUUAUCAUAACUAAUAUUCGUCAUGUGUCCAAUAAGUAAAAUAAAAUUUGCAAUAAAUAUAGUAAUAUUAAAUACCCAUUUUUUAAAUAAAUUAAAUGUAUCCGAUUUUAUUGUAAGCCUUCAUAUUAUUGUAAAGUAGAACUGAUAAACUCUUGUAAAAUUUACAUGUUUUCCUUUUAGUGAUUUUUAUAGAUUUUAAAGCACAAUAAGUACCUAUCAGUUAGAAAUGUUGAAUUAUGAAUUAUUUUAUUAUUUCUUGUAAAACAGAAUAAAAUGUUUUAAUAAAACUGUCUUU
This is a messenger RNA of Agrilus planipennis (emerald ash borer), 2886 nucleotides long. RefSeq lists its product as uncharacterized. The record is from RefSeq and is a predicted model, not a curated record. Gene Ontology annotation, molecular function: protein binding. The coding region runs from base 107 to 2344 and encodes 745 amino acids. The transcript is spliced from 9 exons. Lineage: Eukaryota; Metazoa; Arthropoda; Insecta; Coleoptera; Buprestidae.